AUGAUCCCGAAGAGCGAAGGCAAAGAGUAUUCCCCACUCUCGCAGGCUUCUCCCGACCGCAACAUUUCCGAAACGAUCUCGAGAAAUGAAAAUAGCAUAGAUGCGGUUCGAUCGGCAUCUUUACCGCACCUAACAACGACAGUAACGAUGACGACGACGAUGACAAUAAAGACACCAAGAUCCAAGGUAUACCGUAAGACGUCCCUCAGAAACCCGUCUCUCAACUGCGACAUCAUUGGCAGUAGUAUUCUCGAGAAGAAAAGCAUCGUGCGGUACGUAAGUACCGCCGCUCAGGAAAAGAAACAAAAGAGAAGGAAUCUCGCAGAGAGAGAAACGAACGUGAGGAGCGAGAACAAAUGGAAUCUUGAGGACAUCCACAUUACAUGUAAUCCGCUGUCGACGCCGUAUCCAUACUCUACGCCUACAACUGCGACAACCACCACCACUACUAUUUCUAGUAAGACGACGACGGAGAGCGAUGAGGAGCCGAAGAGCCGUAGCUGCGGCAGCUUCUUACCGAUAUUCGCCCUGAUCCCGCAUUCGGUCAUUAGUUUCCAGUAUCUCAGCCCGAAGAUGAAGUUUUCGUGGUGGCGGAAUAAGAUCUCGUGAAGGCACGCGUAAACGCUCAUCGUCGUCGCCGCCGACGUUGUGCGUUGCGACAUCGCUCCAACCUGUUUUAUGAAGAGACAUGUCUCUCUUACUUUAUAGCGAGCUCUCUCUCUGUUUCUUUGCUUGUAUCUCUCUAUCUCUAUUUCUAUAUCACUUCGGGCCAGUCUUCAUCAAUUAGAGAAAUCCCGAGGAAAGAAUCAUCUCGCAAAAUCCAUCUAUAUUGACAUUUGCACGCAUGCAUAUUAGUUAUAACUUUCCGAGGGUCCUACUGUGUCAAAAAACCAAAAAAAAAAAAACCAAAAAAAAAGAACAAAAAAAAUAUGUCACGAUAAUCUUAAUGCAUUUCUGAAACGCGUGGCGUCUUUAAAUAGUCUUCUGACGGGUAUUUAUUGACAACUAUCACAAGAUUUGGUUCCGUGAUGAUGAAGUAUUUAAGAUGUCAAAGUAUAUAAUAUAUAUUAAGAUCUAAAGACUUCGAGAAAUUUAAAACCUAAGAUUUGAUUUUCUACAAGAGCGCUGUACUUUUGUAACAAUAAUCUUUCAAAUCUUUAAAUCUUGCGGAACAAAAAAGGACGCUCACAUAUGUGUUUAUUACAUUUUUGUAUAAAUCUUUUGUGGACGCAUCGUAUCGGAUCCUCUAGUCGAUCGAAGUACCUCCCUUAUACGACGCGCUUUUAUCAUCUUUUUUAGAAUUCACUUCUGGAAUCGAAAUUUUUAUGUUAAUUUAUAUCGAAUAUAUAGAUUUAAAGAUUUAAGUUAUCGUAUCGGCGCUCACGUUUCUUUUCUUCCCUUUACCAGAGAUAUAAAAAUAUUACAAGAUUCUAGAAUAUCUAUAAGUGGCGCAAAAAAAAAUUAAGAAUUUAAAAACUGUAGAACCUAAGAAUCCACAGUUCCUAGAAUCUAACACCUAACGAUCCAAAGACCUUAGAAUCUAAGAUCCUAGAACGUAAGGAUUCAAAGAUUUUAAAACUUAAGAAGACACUUCGACACAUCAUAGAGUGUAAGGAUCCAAACUAUUUUGCAGAAUGCGAGAUUCAAAGCAAAAUCGAGCAUUCGAAGAUUCUAGAAUAUAAGGAUUCGAAAAAAGGAGAUAUAAAAUUUAAGCAUUUAACGAUCGAAUAUAAUAUAAAUCUGAUUUUUCUUCAGCGAAAAUGUAAGACGAACAUUAUUAUUAAUCUUUUAAUUUUCGAGACAUGUACUCGAAAGCAUAAAAGAUAGAGAUUUUAAUAUGUGAGAUUUUUUAGUAUCUUUUUAUUUAUAGCGAAGAGAUAAGGAAAUUUUUUUGUAUCUUGAUCAAUCGUCGAAUUCAAUUUUCUGCUAAAGCAAAGGAAUCUAUCGAGACACUUGAGAGAUCAGAUUUUGUCGUUUAUUUUGCGUAAGAUCGUUACAAUUUUUAUACGCGAUCUUUAAUAUCGCGUAUAAAAAUUAUAUGCGAGGAGAGAAUGAUCUCGUCGAUCAUUCCUUGGAUCAUGUUUAGAAACAGUAUUACAUCGAUGAACUUAUCGAUGUAAUGACAUGACUGUAUCGAUAUAGCAAUUAUACGUCACAGAAUAUAAGAUCAAUUUAACAAUUAUUAGUUGUUGACGGAUGUCGUGAUAUGGAAAAUAGCAUCAGGUUUUCUUUUUUUUUUAGCAUUUUUUGUUCCUACUUUAUAUGUUUCGUUAAUUAAUAUAGUGAUUAUCCUUAUUUAAAUGAAUUAUGAGAAGAAAUAGCGAGUCGCGCACACGCACGUACUUGUUUGCUCGCUCGAGAGUAAUUUUAAUGACAGCUCUCACGAUUGAAUUACUUCAAUUGUUAUAAUUUAUAUCGGGAUUAGCAAUCUGAUGUAUUUUGUUUCUCGCUGCAGUUCUUUGUUCGUCAAAUCGGUGAUCUUGAUUUCUUUUUUUUUCAUACGAAAUUGUACACACAGUGAAAUAUAUUGCAGCUGCUGCAAUGAAAUUGUCAAAGUUGUUUCAUUCGGUCUCUUAUGUAUGUUUUUUUUUCCGAUUUUAAUAAAUCAUUUUCAUAAACGCAUGCCAUUGUCUUUUAUUUUGUCGAAUUUUCUUCUCCUGUCUUUAAUCUUAUAAGAACUUAUCACGAUUUCAAUAAGGAAAGUCUUUCUUUUUCAUUUUUAUCUUAAUUUAUCUUAAUAAAUAAAUAUAUAAAUUUAUAUAAAAUAUCAUUAUAAUAUCGUUUGAAUAAAUUCUCGAAUUACCUUGCACUAUCGACUUGAAUUAUCAUGUUAAAAUUUAAAAAAUCAUAUUUCUCGCCUUUAACAUUAUAAUUCAAUAUAACGUCAAUGAGGGAUCAGAAAUAUGAAGAUUAAUUUCACACUAAUGUCAUAAUUUCAUUAUAUAUGAUAAUUUUCAUUAUAUAUCAUAAUCUUCUUUAUUAUUUUUUGUUUUAUUUUUCCUCAUUGUCUUUUUUUAUAAUGUUAAUUUUAUACUGAUAAUUUUCAUUCUCUAUUUCAUAUCGUUAUCAUCGGAGCCGUUACUAGGCAAUACGUAACGUACAUUCCAGCGUAGGGCGCAAAAUUUUAAUGUCAGUAGGGCCAAUAAUUUUUGAAAUGUUCAAAAACAUAUAAAGAUUGACCGCUCGGUCUGCGAUGAUUACAUUUAUAUCCGGUUAAUCGAAUAUAGGAUUUAGUUUUAAUAAUAAAAAGAGAUUUUAACAACCUCAAUUAUAAGGAUAUUAAAGAAAUAUUAAAAGACUAACAAGAAGACUAGAAAACAUCAUUUUUACAUUGUUUUUAUCUUAUCUUUUUACAAAACGUAUUAUUAAGAAAAAAGGUAUAAAAUAUAUUAACCCUCGAUAAUAUUAAAAUAAAUAAAAAAUAUAUAUAAAAAUAUAAAAAAAUAUAAAAAAGCAAAAAAAAAAUAAAAAAACAGGAAUGUUUUAAACUAUUUUUUUAUUUUUAUUUGCAUUUGCAGCUUCGCGCUGGGGUGCACGAGCAAAUUAUAUUGUAAUGGGACGUCUAAGACAGUCGUAACGGCACCGAUUGUCAUUAAUCAUUAAUUCUAUAUUUCCACGAGUUCUAUUAAAUAUAAAAAAAUAAGAUCAAUCGCGCGCAGUGUAUGAUAAGCGCGGUUAAAGAGAGAGUACAAAUAACAAAUCGAUAUAAAAGAUUUAAUUGGUAGCAAAAUGUCAACACGAUAGAAAAAGAAUAUUACUAUAAUACUCCGUGGAGUGCUUUCUAAAGCAUUAUUAUUCGUUGCUAAAUAGAUUACUGUUGCAUGCUAAAGUAAAUAAAUUUGUGUAAAAUAUAUCUAUGAAAUAAAGAUUAUAUUUAGUCAAAAUGAAA
Messenger RNA from Cataglyphis hispanica, 3889 nucleotides. RefSeq lists its product as uncharacterized. The transcript has a single exon. Lineage: Eukaryota; Metazoa; Arthropoda; Insecta; Hymenoptera; Formicidae. The record is from RefSeq and is a predicted model, not a curated record. Bases 1 to 609 code for a protein of 202 amino acids.